Messenger RNA from Nicotiana attenuata, 2422 nucleotides. Its product is annotated as MLO-like protein 6. The transcript is spliced from 15 exons. Gene Ontology annotation, cellular component: membrane. The coding region runs from base 352 to 2136 and encodes 594 amino acids. Lineage: Eukaryota; Viridiplantae; Streptophyta; Magnoliopsida; Solanales; Solanaceae. Gene Ontology annotation, biological process: defense response. The record is from RefSeq and is a predicted model, not a curated record.
UCCUUUCCUUCUUUGUUUCUCUCACGCGGCAAUGGGGUCAAAGCCAUCCACCUCAUUUUGUCAUUCCUCUGCCUGCUACCUCUUCUCUUCACGACUACUUAUAUAAAAAUUCACUAAUUGAUUGAACCAUUCGUCCCUCGUAUACUUAUUCCAUUUAUUCUUCUUUGCACUUUUCUCUUAUGUCACGGCAAUAAAUUGCCUGCAGCAUUUAUUGUGUUCGAUUAUUAAUUUCGACAAAAUAGCUCAUCUUUUUUGUUGGUUUUAUUAUUAUUUCUCUCUUAUAAGUACUUUAUAAGGCAAUCUUAAGGAAGAAGUUUGAGGUUUUUUUUUAAAGACGGCGAAACAGAAAAGAUGGCUGGUGGUGGAGGUGGAAGAUCGUUGGAGCAAACGCCGACGUGGGCAGUUGCCGCAGUUUGUUUUGUGUUAGUUGCAAUUUCCAUUGUCAUAGAACACAUCAUCCAUCUAAUUGGAAAGUGGUUCAAGUCUAAAAAUAAAAGAGCCUUGUUUGAAGCACUUGAAAAGAUCAAAGCAGAGCUAAUGCUGCUGGGAUUCAUAUCAUUGCUGCUAACAGUAGGACAAAGUCCAAUUUCCAACAUAUGUGUAUCUGAGAAAAUUGGAAAUUCAUGGCAUCCAUGUAGCAAGCAGAAAGAAGAAGACAUAAUGAAGGGUGAAGACAUUAAUUCAGAAGACUCAUCUGAGCAACACCGCCGGAGACUUCUUAUGGCUGCUGCCGCCGCCGGCGUUCCGCGAAUUUUGGCUGGUGGUGGAGAGGACAAAUGCGCAGCCAAGGGAAAAGUACCAUUUGUGUCUGCCGAUGGUAUUCAUCAACUACACAUUUUCAUCUUUGUGCUGGCUGUUUUUCACGUUCUCUAUUGUAUUCUCACUUUGGCUUUGGGAAAUGCUAAGAUGAGAAGUUGGAAGUCAUGGGAAAACGAAACUAAAACAGCUGAAUACCAAUUUACUCACGAUCCUGAGAGGUUUCGGUUUACAAGAGAGACAUCAUUUGGGAGAAGGCACUUGAGUUUUUGGACCAAAAAUCCUGUCCUACUUUGGAUUAUUUGUUUCUUCAGACAAUUCGUAAGAUCUGUCCCAAAAGUUGAUUACUUAACCCUAAGGCAUGGAUUUAUCACGGCGCAUUUAGCACCUCAGAGCCACCACAAAUUCGAUUUCCGGAAGUACAUCAAACGAUCACUCGAAGAAGAUUUCAAAGUGGUCGUAGGGAUCAGUCCCCCAAUAUGGUUUCUCGCUGUGCUGUUCCUACUCUUCAAUACUCAUGGCUGGUACUCUUAUCUCUGGCUACCAUUCAUCCCCUUAAUUGUCAUAUUAUUAGUAGGGACCAAGCUACAAGUGAUUAUAACAAAGAUGGGACUAAGGAUUCAUGAAAGAGGAGAAGUAGUGAAAGGAGUCCCUGUCGUUCAGCCUGGGGAUCACCUUUUUUGGUUCAACCGUCCUCGUCUCAUUCUUUAUCUGAUUAAUUUUGUCCUCUUUCAGAAUGCUUUUCAACUGGCCUUCUUUGCUUGGACAUGGUAUGAGUUCGGGCUGAAAUCUUGUUAUCACGACCAUACUGAGGAUAUCGUCAUCAGAAUAUCUAUGGGGGUUCUCAUUCAGAUUCUCUGCAGUUAUGUCACCCUUCCUCUUUAUGCCCUCGUGACACAGAUGGGUUCAAACAUGAAACCAACCAUAUUCAAUGAGAAAGUAGCAACAGCAUUGAAGAACUGGCACCACACAGCAAAGAAACACAUUAAGGAUCAAAGCAAGCAUUCAAAUACAGUGACACCAAUGUCAAGCAGGCCAGGAACACCCUCUCAUGGAAUGUCACCCGUCCAUUUGUUGCGCGGUCAUUACAUGAGCGAUAUGGGCAGCCUACAGAACUCGCCCCGCAGAUCCAACUAUGAUCACUGGGACAACGAGGGCGGCUCCCCAUCACCCUCCCGGUUUUACCAGGAGGGUGAUGGCUCAUCGUCGUCCUACAUGCACCAGAUUCAACUUGCUCACUUGGAACAUGACUCGCCAGAAGUUAUUGGGCCUAGCUCGUCACAAGUGGUUCCCCUGCCACAAGAGGAUCGCGACCAACAUGAGAUCACCAUUGCUGGAUCAAGAGAAUUUUCGUUUGAGAAAAGAACGACAAGUUUAUAGAAUUAACAAAAUCUUGUACAGGGACUAAGUGAAAGAAUUUUUCCUAGCGCAUUGCAAAAAGAAGUCUGUUUAGACUGGCACAAGAAUCAGAAAGAUGGGGUAGAUAACAGACGGCCUCGCGAUUUUUUUUAAUUAAUUAUUACUUGAUUUCAGAGAUGAAGGUUGUAAAUUAGAUCCUGAUUGCAGUAUUGCACAGUGUAAAUCUCUGUAAUUAAGAGAUCGAGAAUUUGAUCGGAGUUCUUCUACAAAAAUACAAGUAAAACAUUUGAUCAUCUUCGUUCUGUUU